CUCUGGUAAACUGACACAUUUUACUGCAGUGGAGCUCACCGAGAGCUCCGUAAACAACCACAGAAGAGCCGGAGCUGUCAGAAAAUAAAACUAUGGCGACUCACGCUAGCACGUGCUGCCGCUUGUUUAAUAGACAUAACAGUUUAACACAUUUCAGGACACUGGUACAGUGCGUGAAUGGGGACAUUCAGCGACUGUACUCCAGUGCUACGCACAAGGAAAAUAAACUUGAACUUGGAGACUCGACUUUAUCUGCUCCCAACUUAGCCGCAUCUCCGAAAACCAGGUCAACACAGGAGAGGCUAAGAGACGACAGAAUACUACCCUUUUCAGCAUUCUUGACUGACAGCUUUGGCCGGAGGCACAGCUACCUACGCAUCUCUCUGACGGAGAAAUGCAACCUCCGCUGUCAGUACUGUAUGCCAGAGGAGGGAGUGAAGCUGACACCACGGAGCCAGCUGUUGUCCACCUCGGAGGUAUUGACCCUGGCUCGCCUCUUCGUCCAGGAGGGGGUGGAAAAAAUCCGCCUCACUGGAGGAGAGCCCCUCAUCAGACCUGAUGUACUGGAUAUCAUCUCAGAACUGAGGAAGCUGGAGGGUCUGAAAACCAUUGCAGUGACAACCAAUGGCAUGAACUUGGCCAGGCUUCUGCCAAAGCUCAAAGAGACUGGCCUUGACCUGAUUAACAUAAGCCUGGAUUCACUGGUCCCUGCCAAAUUUGAGUUCAUUGUCAGGCGGAAAGGGUUCCACAAGGUCAUGGAGGGCAUUGAUAAGGCCAUUGAAAUGGGCUACAACCCUGUCAAGGUUAACUGUGUGAUCAUGCGAGGCCUCAACGAGGACGAGCUGCUGGAUUUUGUGGCACUGACAGAGAAGAAGCCACUGGAGGUGCGCUUCAUCGAAUACAUGCCCUUUGAUGGAAACAAGUGGAACUUUAAGAAGAUGGUGAGUUACCAGGAAAUGCUGGACCGGAUUAGGCAGCAGUGGCCCAACCUGGAAAAGCUUCAGACUGGACAGACAGACACUGCCAAGACAUUUCAAGUUCCAGGCUUCAAGGGUCAGGUGGGCUUCAUCACCUCCAUGUCUGAACAUUUCUGUGGCUCCUGCAACCGCUUACGCAUCACUGCAGACGGCAACCUCAAGGUGUGUUUGUUUGGGAACUCUGAGGUGUCCCUAAGAGAUGUCUUGCGCUCUGGGGCACCAGAUGAGGAGCUACUGCAAAUCAUUGGAGCUGCUGUGGGCAGGAAGAAGAAACAACACGCAGGCAUGUUCAGUAUCUCCCAGAUGAAGAACAGGCCUAUGAUCCUCAUUGGCACUGCAACCCAAAGGCCGUUGUCUCUGCCAAAGCCACAAGACAACCAGAGAGCUUUCCCCAUUGUCUGCCAACUUACAAACAACACAUUCCUCUCUCCAACAGCAGCUCCUCACACGGGCCAUUCAGGCAGCAGGAGAGUCCUGAACAGUGACGGUUCUUUGUGCCUUCCAGACUGCGCUGCUUCAACACAGGCAGCCAAUGAUUGCUGCUCUGGAACCUUAAUGAGAGGGGAUACCCAAGUCAGGUCACGUAUCAACAAAGAAAACUCUAAUGCGACGGACAACCUCCACCACGUAACACCCCAUCACUCCUCUGAGUUUGAUAAUGGUCUCACUUUCACCAGUUGUCACACUAAGACUGCAAGUUUUACUACACGCACAAAUGUCACGAGCUACACUAAUGAAGACUGUCUCAGGUACGCACAAGCCAGGGGUCCUAAUGCUUUGAAAAGCCACUUACUGAGGACCCCGGGAACACCUAUUCUUUGCACACUACUAAUCAAUGCCAAAACAAAUCUUAAACACUACAAUGUUAGACUGUGCCAUCAAUCAAGUUCCAGCGAAGACCACACUGUCAAACUCAGACAGUUUGUGAGUGAUCAGACCACAUCAGACAUCAACAGUAACCUGAAUGAAGCCAGUGAAGCCCAGCUGACGCAUACAGACGCCCAGGGCCGAGCCACAAUGGUGGACGUUGGGGGGAAAGUUCCCACGCGUCGCACUGCCACAGCCCGCGCCACCGUCAUCCUGGGCCCCACUGCCUUCCGGCUGCUUCGGGACAACCAGCUGGCUAAGGGCAACGCCUUGGCUGUGGCGCAGUUGGCCGGCAUCAUGGCUACCAAACAGACCUCAACCCUCAUCCCGCUCUGCCACACGCUCCCCUUGGACCACGCCUCUGUCACCUUUGACCUGGAUGAGGUGCAGAACGCCGCCAUCAUCACGGCAACCUGUCACACUACAGGCCGGACAGGAGUUGAGAUGGAGGCUUUAACAGCUGUCUCUGUCGCUGCGCUGACUGUCUAUGACAUGUGCAAGGCGGUAAGCCAUGACAUCACCAUCACAGAUGUAAAGCUGGUCAGUAAGACGGGCGGGAAGAGGGACUUUCAUCGUCACGCUUGACUUCCUCCCCCACCAAUGAAUCCAACACAGGAAAACUGAGAACGGACUUAAGUCAUAUUUAUCUGCAAACUAAAGUUUAUGCCAUCGGAAUAAUGUGAAUUAUAUAUUUGUUAUAAUUACUCGAUCUGUCACUGAUCUUCACAGUCACUCUCAUUUAGCUGUGCUUUUCAAACCAUUUCAGUGUCAUAUAUGAAAUCAUUUAUUUGCUGUAAUACAUAACAGAUGAAGGACUGCAGUGUUUCUGUUUAUCUCUAGAGGGCACUCAUGUAUUACAUUCACAAGCAAAGAACAAAGCCAGGACGUCCUCAGCGUUAUUGACAUGUUGAAUGUAUUUGUCUUUUAUUAGCUCAUGUGAACUUUGAAGAUAAUUCCAUUCAGGAUGAAGCCCAGGUGCCUGACCUGAAAGCUGAGCAGAGGAGUAUGUUUCCGUGUCUUUCCCAGGUCUGCUGGUAGACAUCAUGUCUAAUUGAAAUGUCACAUGCUCUGUAUGCCCCUUUACUUACCUGCACUGAUUUGCUGUAAUUAACAGCACUUUGAAUGUUUUUACAGUUGGAGUUUAUUCAGUUGUAUGAAGGGUAACUCGUUUUAGUUCUCUGUACUUCACUGGAAACAGUAGAUAUGUGUACUUACACCACCGGACAGUAGAGGAUCACAGUAAGAUGACUGUUUUUUAACUCUUGCUUUAAAAUAUCCACCAUUCAUAUAAUGGCUGAUAACACAAAUAAUCCAUUACACGACUAAUGCUUUUCUUGUUUAUUUGUUUUCCCCUCUCUUUACCCCCAGAAGGAACUUGAUUGAUUGUUGAUUCGAUGUCAGUUCAAAGUUUAUAGUUGUAUGUGAAUGUGUCAUUCUGACUGUGUGGUGAUGCAGCCUCUAUGUAUUGCAUGUCACAUUUAUGUUGUUAGUAUUACUGUAGGUACCAUGCUCUCCGGUCUGCACCAGCAUCUCUCACCUGUUGUCUCUGGAGAACUGAUUAUUGAUAUUUUUGUGUCAUAGCAUAUAGUUGAUUGUAUUCACUGCCUCCAGCUCUCCUCAUUCACUGCUCAUUUUCUGAAAGAAGUACAUGCAAACUGCGAGUUGCUGGAGCAUGUGUGGCAUUUAUUUUCCCUUAUAAAAAUGAUAAUAUUCUACAGUCUUUCUCCUGUGAUGUCUUAAUGUGCUGAAAGUUGAGUAUUUUGUUAGUCCACAAGGAGGUUUCUGUCAGUUACAGCACCCAGUGUGUCCCAUGGUGUUUUAUCUAAAUAAACAGUAAAACCAUA
Dicentrarchus labrax (European seabass) is the source of this 3688-nucleotide messenger RNA. It is a transcript of the gene mocs1, whose product is annotated as molybdenum cofactor synthesis 1. Bases 93 to 2429 code for a protein of 778 amino acids. Gene Ontology annotation, biological process: Mo-molybdopterin cofactor biosynthetic process. Gene Ontology annotation, molecular function: GTP 3',8'-cyclase activity; 4 iron, 4 sulfur cluster binding; cyclic pyranopterin monophosphate synthase activity. Lineage: Eukaryota; Metazoa; Chordata; Actinopteri; Moronidae. The transcript has 11 exons. The record is from RefSeq and is a predicted model, not a curated record.